AUGCCUGAGGUCCCGGCUGCCGGCGUCUGGCCGCUCCUGCUCCUGCUGGCUGUCCAGGCCAGUGCGGCCACCCAGCCUUGGCGCUGCUUGCCCUGCUCCCCCGACAAGCUCGCGCUCUGCCCGCCGGUGCCCGCCUCGUGCCGGGAGAUCACCCGCUCGGCUGGCUGCGGCUGCUGCCCGGUGUGCGCCCUGCAGCUGGGGGCCUCGUGCGGCGUGGCCACCGCGCGCUGCGCCCGAGGACUCAGCUGCCGCGCGCUGCCCGGGGAAACGCGUCCCCUGCAGGCUCUCACCCGCGGCCGGGGCGCCUGCACGCGAGAGGACUCCUCACCCAGCGCAGAGGCGAGCACAGAGAUGACCGAGGAGCAGUUCCUGGAGAAUUUCCACCUGAUGACCCCUUCCAGUGAGGACCAGCCCAACUUUGGGAAUGUCAUCAAGGCCUAUUGGAGCAUGAAGUCUCGUGGGACCAGUGACUUCAAACAGUGGAAGGAACCCUGCCGGAAGGAUCUCUACCAAGUGCUAGAGAAAUUAUCCAAGGAGCAAGAGGAGGAAGGAAAAGAAAUUCAAACAUUUUAUCUGCCAAACUGCAACAAGAAUGGAUUUUAUAACAGCAAACAGUGUGAGACGUCCAUGAGCGGAGAGGUAGGGCGUUGCUGGUGUGUCUACCCUUGGAAUGGGGAGAAGAUCCCAGGGUCUCCGGAGGCCAGAGGGAAUAUCAACUGCGAUCAAUACUCCAAGUGACAAAGCUGAAAACGGAUACAACCAUGUUGCUUCACAUGAAAUAUUUAAGUAUAUAGCAUAUUUAUACUCUAGAACACAUACACAUUUUAUAUAUAUGUAUAUGUAUAUAUAGAGAGAACACUUUUUAUACUCUGCAUAUUACUUGAUAUAAAAAAAUGUUAGUUUAUUUAUUCACUGUAAGUUUAUUUUUUUUUUCUGCACAGCAACUUGUUCUGUGUUCAUUUGUAUAUCAUGAAACACUUCUCAUGAUGCUGUGAUCAAUACUUGUAUUUCAACUCUUCCAAAGUUUGUGCUUCUGUUUUGAAAGAGCAUGGAGAAACACUGCCUAGAAAAUGCAAAAUCAGACAGGAAGCAGUGAUUUUUCAGGUGGCUCGAAGGACAGUUUAAAUCAUAUAUUCCACAGAUCCAGGUCUGAUGUAACUUUUCAGGGAAAGUUAAAAUGUUGCAUUUGUAAAGUUACAUGUGGUGAUGUUGCUACCUGUUGAAAUGUUA
This is a messenger RNA of Carlito syrichta (Philippine tarsier), 1230 nucleotides long. It is a transcript of the gene IGFBP1, whose product is annotated as insulin like growth factor binding protein 1. Gene Ontology annotation, biological process: regulation of insulin-like growth factor receptor signaling pathway. The transcript has 4 exons. The record is from RefSeq and is a predicted model, not a curated record. The coding region runs from base 1 to 738 and encodes 245 amino acids. NCBI's taxonomy places the organism in Eukaryota, Metazoa, Chordata, Mammalia, Primates, Tarsiidae. Gene Ontology annotation, molecular function: insulin-like growth factor II binding; insulin-like growth factor I binding. Gene Ontology annotation, cellular component: extracellular region.